AUGGCACAAGCCGUCGACGGAAAUAAUCAAGUCUAUAAGCUUGCUGCACUACCGUUCAUCCUGGAACGCAAAGCGGAUUAUGACGAAGCCAUCCGAGUCUACAAGUCUGCGAUCGAAAUUCUAGAUGAACUGGUUCAGAAAUUCAAGAAGGGAAGCAAUGUCCGCAAAGUCAACAGAAAGAUGUUUGAGCGUCAGGUUCAAGUUCAUCGGGAACGCUUAAGUUAUCUGGAAGGCCUCAGGCGCAAGGGUAAUUUUGACAAUAUCGUCCUGCCCCCAACAAUUCUAGAUGCGAUGGAAGAAGUGGAGAAUGAGAACGGGAAGACUUGGAAUUUGACCCAGAUCCGGAAAGCCCUCCAUGAUUUCCGAGGGGAUAUCCCGAGUGAUGCUGCGCCAGACCUGAGUGCAGCUCCAGUUCAUAUUCACUCAUUCCUUGGCGAUGGUUCCAGCAUCCCAUUCUUCUCGCCAACUUUGUCUCCGUCACUGCCUCACAUCACUUAUCGGAUAACACACUCCUCGGAACUAAUCGAAUUGGGCAUUCGCUCAUAUUGGUUCUUUGUGAAAGACGUCACCAACACGCAUGUUCUAUACGCUCUCCAGUGUAUCUGCAACAACGAGGCUCCGAUUGUCGAAACUGUGCUUCGACGCGCAGGCGAGUUCCUUCCCCAAAUCGGAGCGACGAGUGUGAAAAUCCAGAAGAUGAAAGGAGGCAGCUUCCGCCUCAUCACCCGCACGAUUCCAGACAUGGGAGCAAUCACCGAGAUUCCAGAUGGAGAGAUGCAGCGAAAGGAUUGGUCACCACGUCGAUUUGAGUAUGGCGGGCGCAACUUUGUUUGGAAGAGCGCCGCCGCAGAAGGCAAGAAGGAGGGUGGCUUGUUUGGAGGUUUCGGCUUCGCUUGGGAGACGUUAUACGAGACCAAGCGAGUUUGGACCAAAGAGGGAAGCCGCACUGGAAAGAAUGAGGAUGAAACUGUUGGUCCUCGAUUGUGCUGGGGCGAGAAGAAAGGAGGAAAUGGUGCCGACCAUAGCAUUCACAUGGCUGGUGGCUUAGAUCUAUAUUUCCGCGAACAUUUGUUGGCGGUGCAAUUGUCGCGAAUGGCGCGUGUGAUGUACUCUUCGCAUAAGGACACCGCCGGAAUUGAAGCGGCAGCUGUUGGUGUGGGUUGGUUGUCGAUUGUGACCUCUUUGGCAUGA
Penicillium olsonii is the source of this 1191-nucleotide messenger RNA. Lineage: Eukaryota; Fungi; Ascomycota; Eurotiomycetes; Eurotiales; Aspergillaceae. The record is from the annotation of a GenBank genome assembly.